Prosopis cineraria is the source of this 715-nucleotide messenger RNA. Its product is annotated as subtilisin-like protease SBT3.9. The coding region runs from base 1 to 504 and encodes 167 amino acids. NCBI's taxonomy places the organism in Eukaryota, Viridiplantae, Streptophyta, Magnoliopsida, Fabales, Fabaceae. The transcript has 4 exons. The record is from RefSeq and is a predicted model, not a curated record.
AUGCUUGGACACCAGAACGCACAAAUCCGUCCUUCCAAAUCGCAUCGCGCUGUCUCUCGGCUCUCCUUAGGCCAUAAGCAAAAAGCAUUUGAAAGGGUCCUCUUUAAAAACCAGAAAUCAUCACGCCAAAAUGAACGCGAAAUCUCUGCUUCCUCUUCUUCUUCUUCUUUUCUUUUCCUGAUCGCUUCUACUGCGAUGGCCGAAUCCACCCCCAAAUCCGUUGAUUCCGCUGAUUCUUCUACUCCUGCUGUCCACAUCGUCUACACUGAGAAACCCGAGGAUGAGGAGCCUGAGGCCUACCACAUCAGAACCCUCGCCGCUGUCCUUGGCAGUGAGGAGGCUGCUAAGGAGGCGUUGUUGUACAGUUACAAAAGCGCUGCUAGUGGAUUCUCGGCUAAGCUAUCUCCGGAGCAGGUUUCUCAAAUUUCAAGGCAACCAGGUGUUCUUCAAGUUGUUCCAAGCAGGACUCUUCAGCUCCAUUCAGGUCCUAAGAACCUGCAUUAAAGGAUGAGGAGAUUCUAGGUGAAUCUUUCAAGUAGUUUCCUCUACCAUGUAUAACCUACUAUGAUCCAUCCUAUGUUUAUGUAAAGGUCAAGAAAUUAUCUUGUACAAUCUUAUGAUGAUGUAUACAGGUGCUUCAAACCUGCAAUAAUACCUUUUUCUGGGCUGAUGAUUAAUGGAAUGAUUACAUCAUUAGAUGGUUUGAAAUGUAGAA